This is a messenger RNA of Arabidopsis thaliana (thale cress), 603 nucleotides long. Its product is annotated as Cupredoxin superfamily protein. Gene Ontology annotation, cellular component: membrane. The transcript has a single exon. The coding region runs from base 1 to 603 and encodes 200 amino acids. The record is from RefSeq and is marked reviewed. Lineage: Eukaryota; Viridiplantae; Streptophyta; Magnoliopsida; Brassicales; Brassicaceae. Gene Ontology annotation, molecular function: electron transfer activity; copper ion binding.
AUGGCUUUGAUCAAAAGCAACGCCUUCUUUACUUCUUUGCUUAUUCUUGUAGCACUUUUUGGAAUUUCCGUUGGAGGAACCGUUCACAAAGUUGGUGACUCCGACGGAUGGACGAUUAUGAGCGUCAACUACGAGACAUGGGCAUCUACAAUAACUUUUCAAGUUGGAGACUCUUUGGUCUUCAAAUACAACAAAGACUUCCACGACGUCACCGAAGUCACUCACAAUGAUUACGAGAUGUGUGAACCGUCCAAACCGCUAGCAAGAUACGAGACCGGGUCUGAUAUCGUCAUUCUAACCAAACCGGGACUCCAACACUUCAUAUGCGGAUUUCCUGGUCACUGUGACAUGGGACAAAAGCUUCAAAUCCAUGUAUUACCAGCCUCAUUGGGACCUGUCGCUGCUCCGGUUCCUGGACCCGUCCGACCACCAAGCUCUUUUUCGUCUCCUUCACAGUCUCCGUUGGCUGAGUCACCGGUUAAUCAUGCUCCAGUACAGUAUCAGAUGGGACCAUCACCAGCUCCACAUAGUGCAGCUUCAAACUCUAAUGUUUGGAUUGGACUCUGCUUCCUUCCUUUACUUUCUUUGCUCAUCUUAGUUUGA